This is a messenger RNA of Microplitis demolitor, 4420 nucleotides long. It is a transcript of the gene Sf3b1, whose product is annotated as splicing factor 3B subunit 1. Gene Ontology annotation, biological process: spliceosomal complex assembly. Bases 243 to 4193 code for a protein of 1316 amino acids. Gene Ontology annotation, molecular function: mRNA binding. Gene Ontology annotation, cellular component: U12-type spliceosomal complex; catalytic step 2 spliceosome; U2-type prespliceosome. The transcript is spliced from 6 exons. Lineage: Eukaryota; Metazoa; Arthropoda; Insecta; Hymenoptera; Braconidae. The record is from RefSeq and is a predicted model, not a curated record.
UCUACCCCCUACAAUUACAAACUCACAAACGUUGAAUUAAUAUUUAAUGUCGUUGUGCAUUCCAAGUUAUGGGAUGUUAGCGUUAAAUAAAUAAACAUUUAAAAAAAAAAAAAAUCUAAAUUAAAAAACGUGAUUAUAAAAUAAUUCUACACAAGUGCUGUAAAAAAACUCAACGAUAAGUUUCAGUAGCACCGUAAGUUAACUUUUAUUGGAGACCAACAAAUCCAGACAACGGCUCUACCAUGGCCUCCAUUCCACGUACUCACGAAGACAUUGAGGCCCAGAUUCGUGAGAUCCAGUCCAAGAAAAAAGAAAUCCAAAACGUAGUGUCUGAGAAAGAGCAAGUCGGACUUGGAGAAACAGGAUUUUAUGACCAAGACAUUUAUGAUGGAUCGAACAACAAAUUUGACGGAUAUGUUACGUCCAUUGCAGCCAAUGAUGAGAUUGAUGACGAGGAUUACGAACCCAGUACAUUUAGCUCUAAUAAAAGACCUGGUUACACUGCCCCAGCUGCUUUACUUAAUGAUAUUGCUCAGAGUGAAAAAGAAUAUGAUCCAUUUGCUGAUCGGAGACGUCCCACAAUCGCCGAUCGUGAAGAUGAAUAUCGUCAGAAACGUCGCCGUAUGAUCAUAUCGCCAGAGCGAGUUGAUCCAUUUGCUGACGGUGGUAAAACUCCAGAUAUUGGAUCACGUGGUUACACGGAAAUUAUGAAAGAGCAGAUGAUCAGAGGCGAAGAAUCUGAGAUACGUAAAAAAAUAAUUGAAAAAUCUAAAGACGGAACACUAAAAUCAAACGGUGAACCUAAACCAGCUCCAAAAAAACGUGGUCGGUGGGAUCAAACCGACGACACACCAGUUGCUAAAAAACCUACAGGUACUGCAGCAACACCAACAUCUUGGGACAAUGCUGAUGUCACGCCAGCAGCAAUACGAUGGGACGAAACACCAGGACAUGGUAAAGGUGGUGAGACACCUGGAGCAACACCUGGAGUUAGUACGAGAAUGUGGGAAACGACUCCGAGUCACGCGACACCUGGAGCAGUGACCCCAGGACGCGAAACUCCGUCGCACGACAAAGUAAUUUCUAGCCGUCGAAACCGAUGGGACGAGACACCGAAAACAGAGCGGGAAACACCAGGUCACAAUAGCGGAUGGGCUGAGACUCCACGUACUGAUCGAGUGGCUGGUGAUUUAAUUCAAGAAACGCCAACACCCUCGGCGUCUAAGCGACGCAGUCGUUGGGACGAGACUCCGUCUAACCAAACCCCGGGUUCAAUGACUCCACAGACACCCGCGACACCUUUGACGACUCCGCAUCAGACGACAAUAAUGACUCCCAGUGCAGUAACACCCACUGGACCCAAAGCAAUGGGCAUGACGACACCUACACCUGGACAUCUCAUGUCGAUGACGCCAGAGCAGCUCCAAGCCUACCGGUGGGAACGUGAAAUAGACGAACGUAAUCGCCCGUUGUCUGACGACGAGCUCGACUCUUUGUUCCCUCCAGGUUACAAAAUUCUCCAACCUCCCGCAGGUUACGUUCCCAUUCGCACCCCGGCGAGAAAACUCACGGCCACUCCUACGCCAAUGGCGGGAACUCCUCAGGGAUUUUUCAUUCAAACUGAAGACAAGAGCGCGAAAUUUGUUGACAAUCAACCCAAAGGCAACUUGCCGUUUAUGAAACCCGAGGAUGCUCAGUACUUUGAUAAACUUCUCGUUGACGUCGACGAGGAGUCGCUGAGUCCCGACGAGCAAAAGGAACGUAAAAUAAUGAAGCUCUUGUUGAAAAUAAAAAAUGGAACUCCACCAAUGAGAAAAGCCGCCCUGAGACAGAUCACCGACAAAGCGCGAGAGUUCGGAGCUGGACCUCUUUUCAAUCAAAUCCUCCCGCUUUUGAUGUCGCCGACGCUCGAAGAUCAAGAGCGGCAUCUUCUCGUCAAAGUAAUCGACCGAAUUCUCUACAAACUCGACGACCUGGUGCGUCCGUACGUCCACAAAAUUCUAGUCGUCAUCGAGCCUCUGCUGAUUGACGAAGAUUACUAUGCGCGUGUCGAAGGUCGUGAGAUAAUUUCAAAUUUAGCAAAAGCCGCAGGUCUGGCCACGAUGAUCUCAACAAUGAGACCUGAUAUUGAUAACAUUGACGAGUACGUCAGAAAUACCACAGCUCGUGCAUUCGCCGUCGUUGCUUCAGCUCUGGGAAUCCCCUCGCUGCUCCCAUUUUUGAAAGCCGUUUGUCGGAGUAAAAAGUCAUGGCAAGCCAGACACACGGGAAUUAAAAUUGUCCAGCAGAUUGCUAUUCUAAUGGGCUGCGCUAUUCUCCCGCAUUUGAAAAGUCUCGUCGAAAUUAUCGAACACGGUUUAGUGGACGAGCAGCAGAAAGUCAGAACCAUUACCGCGUUGGCUAUCGCUGCGCUCGCCGAAGCAGCGACUCCCUACGGUAUCGAGAGCUUCGACUCUGUGUUAAAACCUCUGUGGAAAGGUAUCAGGACACACCGAGGAAAAGGUCUAGCCGCCUUUUUAAAAGCCAUCGGUUAUUUAAUCCCACUCAUGGACGCCGAGUACGCAAAUUAUUACACGCGUGAAGUGAUGCUGAUUCUCAUCCGUGAGUUCCAGUCCCCGGAUGAAGAGAUGAAGAAAAUUGUACUGAAGGUAGUGAAGCAGUGCUGCGGUACUGAUGGUGUAGAAGCUCAGUACAUAAAAGACGAGAUACUGCCCCACUUUUUCAAACACUUCUGGAAUCACAGAAUGGCACUGGAUCGCAGAAAUUAUCGUCAGCUUGUUGACACCACUGUGGAAAUUGCCAACAAAGUUGGAGCUUCCGAGAUAAUAAAUCGUGUAGUUGAUGAUCUUAAGGAUGAAAAUGAACAGUAUCGUAAAAUGGUGAUGGAGACAAUAGAAAAAAUAAUGGGGAAUCUUGGUGCCGCUGAUGUUGAUUCACGUCUUGAAGAACAAUUGAUUGAUGGAAUUCUCUAUGCAUUCCAGGAACAAACUACUGAAGAUGUUGUUAUGUUAAAUGGAUUUGGUACCAUUGUUAACACACUUGGCAAACGUGUCAAAGCUUACUUACCACAAAUUUGUGGUACGAUAUUGUGGCGAUUGAAUAAUAAGUCAGCUAAAGUAAGACAGCAAGCCGCUGAUUUGAUAUCGCGUAUCGCGGUUGUAAUGAAAACGUGUCAGGAAGAAAAAUUAAUGGGUCACUUGGGUGUUGUACUUUACGAAUAUCUUGGAGAAGAGUACCCAGAAGUACUGGGUAGUAUUCUAGGUGCACUUAAAGCCAUUGUAAAUGUUAUUGGUAUGACCAAGAUGACACCGCCAAUAAAAGAUUUGCUGCCGCGUUUGACGCCAAUUCUCAAGAAUCGUCAUGAGAAAGUGCAAGAAAAUUGCAUUGAUUUGGUUGGUAGGAUAGCUGACCGUGGUCCAGAGUAUGUGUCAGCACGUGAGUGGAUGCGCAUCUGCUUUGAGCUGCUCGAGCUCCUGAAGGCCCACAAAAAAGCCAUUCGUCGUGCGACUGUCAACACAUUUGGUUACAUUGCGAAAGCGAUUGGUCCCCAUGAUGUCCUGGCGACUUUGCUGAAUAACCUGAAGGUUCAGGAACGACAGAACCGAGUCUGCACAACGGUGGCCAUCGCCAUUGUCGCGGAAACCUGCAGUCCUUUCACGGUACUUCCGGCUUUGAUGAAUGAGUACCGGGUUCCUGAGCUGAAUGUACAGAAUGGAGUUCUGAAGUCAUUGUCAUUUUUGUUUGAAUACAUUGGAGAGAUGGGCAAGGAUUAUAUUUACGCGGUGAGUCCGCUGCUGGAGGACGCGUUGAUGGAUCGGGAUCUGGUUCAUCGGCAGACAGCCUGCGCUGCUAUCAAACACAUGGCACUGGGAGUCUAUGGAUUCGGGUGCGAAGACGCGUUGAUCCAUUUGCUGAAUCACGUCUGGCCAAAUGUCUUUGAGACCUCGCCGCAUCUUGUCCAAGCAUUCAUGGACGCAGUUGAUGGCCUCCGUGUUGCUCUGGGACCUAUAAAAAUUCUCCAGUACACUCUGCAAGGUCUGUUCCAUCCUGCGAGAAAAGUCAGAGAUGUCUACUGGAAAAUUUACAACUCCCUUUACAUCGGGGGACAGGACGCUCUGGUCGCGGGCUACCCGCGAAUUUUGAAUGACCCAAAAAAUCAAUAUAUUCGUUACGAGCUUGACUAUGUUUUGUAAAUUUAUUAUUUCAGUUUAAUUGAAUAAUUAUAAACUCAAUUAUAAAAUUUUUAAAAUCACAUAUUGAAAAUAUUUAUAUUUGAGUUUAAGUGUAUAGGCCAUUCAAAUUUAUAUUAUUUCAGUCAAUGCUUUACACAAAAGUUAAUAAUAAUUAUUGAUUAUUAUUGUAAUACAUUCAUGUUAGCUUUUAUUUUUAAUUUAUGAUUAAUAAAUUACUCUAUACUUAA